This is a messenger RNA of Plasmodium berghei ANKA, 3291 nucleotides long. Its product is annotated as serine repeat antigen 3. Gene Ontology annotation, cellular component: lysosome. The record is from RefSeq and is a predicted model, not a curated record. The coding region runs from base 1 to 3291 and encodes 1096 amino acids. The transcript is spliced from 4 exons. Gene Ontology annotation, molecular function: cysteine-type endopeptidase activity. Lineage: Eukaryota; Apicomplexa; Aconoidasida; Haemosporida; Plasmodiidae.
AUGGCACGUCUCUCAUCAAUUGUAUUUAUAAUAUGCCUUUUAUUAUGUAACAAUGCUAUAUCGGAUGAAGUAAUUGAAUCGCCGUCCUCCGGAGGUACUCUAUCGGGUGGAGGUAGCGGUACCGAUACCGUUACCGGUACACAAGAUGGAAAAGGUAAAAGUGAAGGUAAAGGUAAUGAAGGUGGCCAAACUGACCAAAAGGGAAAAGAAAACCCUGAAAAUGGUCAAAAUUCUGAUUCAACAGGUGAUUCAUCUCUUGGGUCAACAGGUAGCAACGGUUCACAACCAGCGCCAACUACUCCAAAAGAACCAGAACCAACAACCCCAAAAGAACCAGAAUCAGCAACCCCCAAAGCGUCAGAACCAGUAACCCCCCAAAAGACAGCAGAAACAGCCUCAGGAAAACAAGUAUCACCAACACCCUCAGAAAAUCCACCAUCAAAAGACACCCCAAAACCAGAAUCAUCAUCCGAAAAAAAAGUGAAUUCGGCACUCGCAACACCACCUGCACCUGAAGUAUCCAAAGCUCAAGAGGGGGCAGGCCUAGCUACACAAAAAGAACAAACUCCAAGUAAAAGAGCUAAACGUUCCCCACCACCUCAAGUCAACAACAUAACAGAUAUGGAAUCAUACUUAAUGAAAAAUUAUGAUGGAGUAAAAGUUAUAGGCUUAUGUGGUGUAUAUUUCAGAGUUCAAUUUUCACCACAUUUAUUAUUAUAUGGUUUAACAACAUUUUCGAUUAUUCAAAUAGAACCAUUUUUUGAAGGAGUAAGAAUAGAUUUCGAACACCAACAUCCUAUAAGAAAUAAAUGUGCACCAGGAAAAGCCUUUGCAUUUAUUUCUUAUGUAAAAGAUAACAUCCUUAUACUUAAAUGGAAAGUAUUUGCUCCACCAUCUGAUUUAUUUGCAAACGAUGAAGUUAGCAAGCAAAUUCUUUCCGCUGUUUCUGUAACGUCAGAUGCAGAAAGUUCAGUAGUAGAUGUUAGAAAAUACCGACUUCCACAAUUAGACCGUCCAUUUACUUCCAUACAAGUUUAUAAGGCAAAUCCAAAACAAGGAUUACUCGAAACAAAAAAUUAUAUAUUAAAAAAUGCUAUUCCAGAAAAAUGCUCUAAAAUUUCAAUGAACUGUUUUUUAAAUGGAAAUGUAAACAUAGAAAACUGCUUUAAAUGUACAUUAUUAGUACAAAAUGCUAAACCCACAGAUGAAUGUUUUCAAUACCUACCUUCUGAUAUGAAAAAUAAUUUAAAUGAAAUAAAAGUAACUGCUCAAAGUGAUGAAGAUAGUAAAGAAAAUGAUUUAAUAGAAUCAAUUGAAAUAUUGUUAAAUAGCUUUUAUAAAGCUGACAAAAAAGCAAAAAAAUUGAGUUUAAUAACAAUGGAUGAUUUUGAUGAUGUUCUUAGAGCUGAAUUAUUUAAUUAUUGUAAAUUAUUAAAAGAAUUAGAUACAAAAAAAACUUUAGAAAAUGCUGAAUUAGGUAAUGAAAUAGAUAUAUUUAAUAAUUUGUUAAGACUUUUAAAAACAAAUGAAGAAGAAAGCAAACAUAAUUUAUACAAAAAAUUGAGAAAUACUGCUAUAUGUCUUAAAGAUGUAAAUAAAUGGGCUGAAAAAAAAAGAGGUUUAAUAUUACCUGAAGAAGUAACUCAAGAUCAAAUGGCAAUAGGACAAAAUGAAGAACCUUAUGAUGAAGAUCCAGAUGAUAGAGUCGAUCUUUUAGAAUUAUUUGAUGACAACCAAAAUGAAAAUAUUGUUGAUAAAGAUGGUAUAAUUGAUAUGUCUAUAGCUAUUAAAUAUGCUAAAUUAAAAUCUCCAUAUUUUAAUAGUAGCAAAUAUUGUAAUUAUGAAUAUUGUGAUAGAUGGCAAGAUAAGACUAGCUGUAUAUCUAAUAUAGAUGUAGAAGAACAAGGUAAUUGUUCCUUAUGUUGGUUAUUUGCAUCUAAGUUACAUUUAGAAACUAUUAGAUGUAUGAGAGGAUAUGGUCACAAUAGAAGUUCAGCACUUUAUGUAGCCAAUUGUUCAAAAAGAACAGCAGAAGAAAUUUGUAAUGAUGGUUCAAAUCCGUUAGAAUUUCUAAAAAUUUUAGAAAAAAAUAAAUUUUUGCCUUUAGAAUCUAAUUAUCCAUAUUUAUGGAAAAAUGUAUCAGGCAAAUGCCCAAAUCCACAAAAUGAUUGGACAAACUUAUGGGGUAAUACUAAAUUAUUAUAUAAUAAUAUGUUUGGACAAUUUAUCAAGCAUAGAGGAUAUAUAGUAUAUAGUAGUCGUUUUUUUGCUAAAAACAUGAAUGUAUUUAUUGAUAUAAUAAAAAGAGAAAUACGCAAUAAAGGAUCUGUUAUAGCUUAUAUUAAAACUCAAGGUGUUAUUGAUUAUGAUUUUAAUGGUAGAUAUAUAAGUAACAUUUGUGGUCAUAACCAUCCUGAUCAUGCUGUAAAUAUUAUUGGAUAUGGUAAUUAUAUAAGUGAAAGCGGAGAAAAAAGAUCUUAUUGGUUAAUAAGAAAUAGUUGGGGUUAUUAUUGGGGUCAUGAAGGAAAUUUCAAAGUUGAUGUUUUAGGUCCAGAUAAUUGUGUACAUAACGUUAUUCACACUGCUAUAGUAUUUAAAAUUGAUAUGGAGCCAGAUAGUGAUUCAAAUAAUAACAAUGCUAUUAAAAAUCGCGAUCAAUUAAUUGAUGAAGAUAACAAAUCUUACUUUCCACAACUCAGUUCAAAUUUUUACCACAGUCUUUAUUAUAACAACUACGAAGGAUAUGAAGCUAAAAAUGACGACGAAAAUGACCAAAAUUAUGGCAAUUUAGAUGUAAGUGGCCAAAGUGAAAAUCAUCAAAAUGAUCCAAAAAAUCCACAACCCCAAGCUAAUAGCACCGUAACUCAACUUGGAGUAUGUCCAGCAGAAAACCAAAGAACAGCUGAUUCAAAUCCUAAUGCCCAAAGCACACCCAGUCCAAACACAACCGUUACAGACACAGUCAAUUCAAACACAGCCAAUUCAAACACAGCCAAUUCAAACACUGCCUCUGCAAAUGCCGCAUCAAUUGAGAAAAAAAUUCAAAUACUCCACGUGUUAAAGCAUAUCGAAAAAUACAAAAUGACAAGAGGAUUCGUUAAAUAUGAUAACCUAAAUGAUACAAAAAAUGAUUAUACAUGCGCAAGAUCAUACUCAUAUGACCCUAAGAAUCAUAAUGAAUGUAAACAAUUCUGUGAGGAAAACUGGGAACGCUGUAAAAAUCAUUAUUCACCAGGAUAUUGUUUAACUACAUUAUCAGGAAAAAACAAAUGUCUCUUCUGUUAUGUAUAA